AUGUUUCUCUUUCCCUCUCUAUCUGACACUCUCUGUCUCUCAAUUUAUCAUAAAUUUGUCACAUUAAAAGCCAAAUUCAUCAACAAAGCCUCGCACAAUCUUUUAUCCAGCACAAUCUUGUAUCCAACAGACGACACAAUCUUGUAUCCAACAGACGACACAAUCUUCUAUCCAGCAGGCGACACAAUCUUGAAUCCAGUAAACGACCAAACCUUGUAUCCAACAGACGGCACAAUCUUGUAUCCAACAGACGGCACAAUCUUGUAUCCAACAGACGGCACCAUCUUGUAUCCAACAGACGGCACAAUCUUGUAUCCAACAGACGACACAAUCUUGUAUCCAACAGACGGCACAAUCUUGUAUCCAACAGACGGUACAAUCUUGUAUCAAGCCAACGGCACAAUCCUGUAUCCAGUAAACGACACAAUCGUGUAUCCAACAGACGACACAAUCUUGUAUCCAACAGACGACACAAUCUUGUAUCCAACAGACGACACAAUCUUGUAUCCAACAGACGACACAAUCUUGUAUCCAACAGACGACACAAUCUUGUAUCGAACAAACGACACAAUCUUGUAUCCAACAGACGACACAAUCCUGUAUCCAACAGACGACACAAUCCUGUAUCCAACAGACGACACAAUCUUGUAUCCAACAGACGACACAAUUUUGUAUCCAACAGACGACACAAUUUUGUAUCCAACAGACGACACAAUCAGGUAUCCAACAGACGACACAAUCCUGUAUCCAACAGAAGACACAAUCCUGUAUCCAACAGACGACACAAUCUUGUAUCCAACAGACGACACAAUCUUGUAUCCAACAGACGACACAAUCUUGUAUCCAACAGACGACACAAUCUUGUAUCCAACAAACGACACAAUCUUGUAUACAACAGACGACACAAUCGUGUAUCCAACAGACGACACAAUCAUACGACACAAUCUUGUAUCCAACAUGACACAACGAUCCACGCACAACCUUGUAUUCCGACGGAUCCUGUAUCCACACACAAUCUUAUAUCCAACACGCAUCUUGACAGACGACACAAUCUUGUAUCCAACAGACGACACAAUCCUGUAA
Messenger RNA from Candidula unifasciata, 1083 nucleotides. NCBI's taxonomy places the organism in Eukaryota, Metazoa, Mollusca, Gastropoda, Stylommatophora, Geomitridae. The record is from the annotation of a GenBank genome assembly.